Cladocopium goreaui is the source of this 1512-nucleotide messenger RNA. The record is from the annotation of a GenBank genome assembly. Lineage: Eukaryota; Dinophyceae; Suessiales; Symbiodiniaceae.
AUGGUGGGACUUCAAGCUUGGCCUGCGGAGGUUAAAUUGCCCAACUCUGUGCAAAGCCCCAAAUCCUCCAGAAAGCCGGAGCCUGUGACGCCGAAGCAGCGGAAGCAGGCGGCUUAUGCGUCCUCCAUGUCCUUUGAUUCUGGGUCCUUGACGGCAGACCACAAGAAUCCUCAGGACCCAAGCAGGCAAUUGCAAGUGAGCACGGACACUGAAAAGGCGAGGGGCCCGCCGCUGAAAGUGAGAGUCUCCAUCCCAAGCCCCAGGGACUGCAAGGUGUCACCUGACGGUGAUGAGCAAAGUACCGUGAGGAUCCCAAAAGAUCCUAAAGCUACAGACCAACUUGGAUUGGCAAAAACAUGCCAUUUUCAGUUUCAUGUGGCGUAUUUGCAAGAUUUUGCAAGAGGCAGUGGAGUGGUGCAAAUUACAGAUGGCUCGCCGAAAAAGGGAGAGAGUCGCUCUCCGAAGAAGAAGGCCUCGGUGCAGUUCUUUGUGGAGGAUGAGCCAGCUGAAGUCAUGGCCAACAGAGUGGAUCUGAAAACUGCCAGCGAGUACUGGACGCAGAGCACCAACAUGAGCUCCUUGGAUCCGCGGGGGGAGCUGAUCCGAAACAAGGAGGCAAGAGACUCCUGGACCCAACUGAGCUCUGGAGCGCGGAAGCAACGCGAUUUGGUCUCACAAGUCCUGGGUGGCACUCCAAAAGCUGCGAACCUUGGGGCUCCUCAGUCGUCACCGGAGCCGUUGUCCCCACGCAACUUGUCGCCACGGAACUAUGCGGUGCAUGAAACGAGGCUUCCCUUGAGUGCCCGAGAGCAGAAAGCCAACGAGAUGACGACCUCAGAGAGUCAACUGAACGGCUUCGCAUCGCCCACAGCCAAGUCCCUCAGCCCCCGCAGCGCUGCAAUGAAAUCCUUCUGUGAUGGGGGUAAUGACGGCUUCAGACGCAGCAACUGCCAAUUCACCGACCUCACUGGCAGAGUGGAGACCUCUCCCCGCACACCGCGACGCAGCGAGCUGCAGGACACUGCGGGAGUUUACUGGAUGAAUCCCAGCACGGAGAAGUCGCGCAAGAUCGCCGAACGUCAAGGUAGAGCCAAUGUGGAGACCACGGGAAGUUUGAUCCAUCACCAGGGGGCUGAGGUGGAUGUUGCAAACCUGUCGCCAAGGUCGGCGCCGGAAAGCCCGCAGCAAAGGAAAGUUCGGCAGGAAGAACGCGCCUGCUAUGAUGCCGCGUCCUGGAAGCAAGCCUCCUCAGAACUUGCACGCCGAAGGCGUGAACUUCAAACUAGCAAGUCGAUGGGCGCCCUCCCAGACUCUGAUGGCGCCUUGUCACCCAGCGACCGCAAAAGAGCCCACUUGGCCUCGGGCCAGAUGCGUGAGGGCAUCGGGGACAGGCGACAGAAGCAGGAGGUCCAGCCGCCCAUGGAUCCAGUCCUGAUGUACAUGCACCUCCCAGCCAAUUCACCUAGGGCUCGAAAGGUGAAGGAACAGAGCAGCAGUGUGUGCUUCUUUUGA